UAAACUUUUCAUGAUCCUCAAAUUUCCAGUCUUCAAUCCACUCCUCCUUCUCCUACUAUAAAUAUACAUUCCCAUUCCUCUGUUUUUCAUCCUCAAUCUGCAAAUUCUGCUCUGUUUUUCGAACCAAUCAGUUUCCCAGAUUUGAAUUUCUUGUUUGAAGCAUGUCGAAGGAUAUUGAAGCCGGAGGGCGUGGUGGGUUUAGCGGCAAGGAUUACCAAGACCCGCCGGCAGCGCCAUUGAUCGACGCACAGGAGUUUGCUCAGUGGUCAUUUUACAGAGCCAUUAUAGCCGAGUUUGUUGCUACCCUUUUGUUCUUGUAUGUCACGGUUCUCACUGUCAUUGGGUAUAAAGUUCAGAGUGAUGUUGACAAUGGAGGCCAGAUUUGCGGCGGCGUAGGCAUUUUGGGCAUCGCUUGGGCCUUCGGCGGCAUGAUUUUUGUACUCGUUUACUGCACCGCCGGUAUUUCCGGGGGACACAUAAAUCCGGCGGUGACAUUUGGGCUGUUCUUGGCUCGGAAGGUGUCGUUGGUGAGAGCCGUAUUAUACAUGGCGGCGCAGAGUUUGGGCGCCAUUUGUGGGUGUGCGUUAGUGAAGGCAUUUCAAAACGGCCACUACAAUGAGUACGGCGGUGGAGCCAAUUCGCUCGCCGACGGUUACAGCACCGGCACCGGAUUAGCCGCCGAGAUCAUCGGAACCUUCGUUCUCGUUUACACUGUGUUUUCCGCCACCGACCCGAAGAGAAAUGCCAGAGACUCCCAUGUUCCGGUUUUGGCGCCACUCCCAAUUGGGUUAGCGGUGUUCAUGGUUCACUUAGCCACGAUUCCGAUCACCGGCACCGGUAUCAACCCAGCUAGAAGCUUCGGAGCUGCAGUGGUGUUCAACAAAUCCAAGCCAUGGGAUGAUCAAUGGAUGUUUUGGGUCGGACCCUUCAUCGGAGCUGCCAUUGCUGCAAUUUACCAUCAGUUCAUAUUAAGAGCAAGCGCCGGCAAGGCUCUGGGAUCAUUCACAAGCUCCUGAUUAAUGGGCGCCGCCGUGUUAAAUAAUGAUUUACAAGCUCCUGAUUAAUGGGCGCCGUCGUGUUAAAUAAUUAGGCAAAAAAUGCCUAUUUGGUUUUAAUUUUGCUUUCUGUGUUCUAUGUAAUUACUUAACAUCUCAUGAUGUUGUUUAUAUAUAAGUACGUAUCCAACCAUAUUCAAAGUAACUAAUGAACUUAAUUAUGGUCUAA
This is a messenger RNA of Cucurbita maxima (winter squash), 1224 nucleotides long. Its product is annotated as aquaporin PIP2-1-like. Bases 162 to 1016 code for a protein of 284 amino acids. The transcript is spliced from 4 exons. Gene Ontology annotation, molecular function: water channel activity. Gene Ontology annotation, cellular component: plasma membrane. Lineage: Eukaryota; Viridiplantae; Streptophyta; Magnoliopsida; Cucurbitales; Cucurbitaceae. Gene Ontology annotation, biological process: transmembrane transport. The record is from RefSeq and is a predicted model, not a curated record.